Molecule: messenger RNA, 1742 nt
Organism: Musa acuminata AAA Group (dessert banana)
Lineage: Eukaryota; Viridiplantae; Streptophyta; Magnoliopsida; Zingiberales; Musaceae
Product: transcription factor MYB17-like
Exons: 3
Coding region: 570-1478 (302 amino acids)
Source: RefSeq, a predicted model, not a curated record
UCAUGGCAGCACAUGCCUUGGAAGGAGGAGGAAGAAAGCUCCGUUCAAAGUAGUGUCCUGAUCCCAGUGCUGCUUUCCCUCGACUCCGGUCCACUGUGUCACGGACACGCACAAACGGAACCAUCUAUCUCCCUUGGCUUACUCACUCGCAGUCGGCUGCAAUGGCGAAAAGCCUCUCGCAUUCAAUUCACGACUCUCUCUCCUAUAUAUCCAUCUGGGUAAUAGCCCUCCUCUCCUCUCCUCCCCUUGCGUUGCAUUUACUCCCAUCUAUGCCAGGUUUUUCUUCCCAUUUCUUUUCCUGUGUGUCUUUAUGCUUGUGGAUCUCAUUAAAUGCUGUGUGAUGGAGAGAGAUGAUUUGAGGUUCUGGGGCUGCCUUGUUGCAGGUCAGAUCCCGUCGCAUUUAUUGCUUCAAGAUUCGCCCUCUCGGGUUAUUAAAGAACCCUGAGAUCGAGCGCUCUUGAUCCUUCCUUCUUCCUGCUUCUUCUUCUUUGCUUCCUUGCUUGUUCGCUCCUUGCAUUGUACUGAGCUGUCGUCAUUUAAGAAGGGGUUUGGGAGCGAUAACAGUGGGAAUGGGACGAUCUCCAUGCUGUGACAAGCAAGGGUUGAAGAAAGGGCCGUGGACGCCGGAGGAGGACAAGAUCCUUGUCGACUUCAUCCAGUCCCAUGGCCAUGGCAGCUGGCGCUCUCUUCCAAAGCUCGCAGGUCUGCUUCGGUGCGGCAAGAGCUGCCGGCUACGGUGGACGAACUAUCUCCGGCCCGACAUAAAGCGCGGCCCCUUCACUCCGGAGGAAGACAAGUCCAUCAUCCAACUCCACGCCAUCCUCGGCAACAAGUGGUCGGCGAUAGCAGCGCAGCUGCCGGGGCGGACGGACAACGAAGUCAAGAACUACUGGAACACCCACCUCAAGAAGCGUCUCCUCGUCCACCAACACCACCACCACAACCACCACCAACGCCUGCACAUGUCCUCAUCCACCGCGACCGGUAGCCACAUGGCGCAGUGGGAGAGCGCCCGACUGGAGGCUGAGGCGCGCCUCUCACGUGAGUCCUUCCUCUUCUCCAGCUCUACCACCGCGGCCGCCUCAUCCGCCGCUCCCUUCGCCGGCGCCGUCUCAGAGCCCGACUCCGACCUCCCGCCUCGCGCGGCCGAGCCCGACUUCUUCCUCCGCAUCUGGAACUCCGAGGUCGGUGCCGCCUUCCGACGCCGCUCUCCGGACUGCGCGUCGACGCGCAGCUCGGCACCGGCCCGGGAGGAGGCGGAGAGCAAGAGUUGCGUGACGGUGGGACACCCGGCGGCUGCGGGGAUGGACGUGGACUCGAUCGGGUCGAACGAGGUCGCGGAAGAGACGGAGGAGGAGGAGGCGUACCAACUGUAUCUUGACUUCGCGGGCGACGACCUGGGCUUGUUCACCGUGCAACUCUCCUCCCUCUUCUCCGCCGACCUCAACGAGGCUUACUUCGACACUGCCUUCAAAUGACAAGCACCACAAGCCUCGUCCUCCUCAUGUGUUCGUGUUGGCGUUGGAUUCCGUCGUAAGAUUCUGUGGUGCGUAGCCCACAAUUUAGGUGAUAUUUUUGGUAUCCAGGAUGGAGCUUCCAUUUAUAACGAGCUUGUGGUUGAUGGAUGAUGUAACCAUGGAGAUGUCCAUACUUGCAGUGAUCUCAUACGUUUUUGUUUGAUGUGCAUCUUUUGGAAGUGGCACUAAGAACAUUUUGGUUUAUGUGUAUAUUAUAUUCGAUCA